AUGCAACAGCCUCUCGAGCACGGCGGCGACGACGACGUCGAAUGGCUGGGCGACGCCGACUCGUCCUACGGCGAUGACAGCGACCGCGAGUCGCAGACUACCACGCUCAAGUCGUCCGUCCGAGACUACAUCUACCAGAACGGCCGUCGCUAUCAUGCGUUCCGGCAGGGCGCGUACUGGGGCCCGAACGACGAGCAAGCCUGCGACAACCUCGAUCUCUUCCACCAUCUCUUCGGCCUCACUCUCGGCGGUGGCCUCUUCCUCGCUCCCAUCACCGACAACCCUUCUCGCGUGCUGGACCUGGGCACCGGGACCGGCCUCUGGGCGAUUGAUUUCGCAGACGCAUAUCCCUCGGCCUCGGUGAUUGCGACCGAUCUGUCCCCGAUCCAGCCGACCCUGGUCCCGCCAAACCUGGAAUUCCAGGUCGACGACUUCUGCACCGAGUGGACCUUUACAAAGGAGAGUUUUGAUUUCAUCCAUGCGCGAUCCAUCUACGGCUGCGUCGCCGACUAUCCCGCUCUUUAUAACCAGGUCAUCCAACACCUUAAACCAGGGGGGUGGUACGAGCAGGCCGAGAUUAGCGUCGUCUCCCGCUCCGAAGAUGGCUCGAUCGCUGGCACCAGUAUAGAACGCUGGGGACCGUUGGCCCUGGAAUGCGGAGUCAAGUUUGGCAAAUCCUUCAGUAUCGCCGAGGACGCGGAGCGGCUCCUCCGCCAGGCUGGCUUCGAGAACGUCACCUACCGGACGUUCAAGUGGCCCGUGGGACCGUGGCCACGAGACCGCCGAAUGAAAGAAAUUGGCGCUUAUAAUCGAAUUGGCUGGGAAGAAGGUCUGGAGGGGUGGGCGAUGUUUCUAUUCACAAAUUAUCUCGGGCCAUACAAACAGUGGACACCUGAGGAGACCAGGGCUCUGAUUGAUCAAAUCAGAUUGGACUUGCGUAACAAGUCAAUCCACGCCUACCAAAAUGUGACGAUAUGCUAUGGACAGAAACCGGUGCAAAAGUCGGCGUAG
Messenger RNA from Talaromyces atroroseus, 1011 nucleotides. RefSeq lists its product as hypothetical. NCBI's taxonomy places the organism in Eukaryota, Fungi, Ascomycota, Eurotiomycetes, Eurotiales, Trichocomaceae. The transcript has 4 exons. Gene Ontology annotation, molecular function: methyltransferase activity. The record is from RefSeq and is a predicted model, not a curated record. Bases 1 to 1011 code for a protein of 336 amino acids.